CCCCCGGCACCGGUUUUGCUGUGCAGCCAGUCUGCCCCGAUUCGGCAGCCGACAGCUGAGGAUAUCCACCCCGGCGGACUCCGCCUGUUCCUAACGGCAUUUUGUAAAGACCUAGACACUGGACUCUAUUAUUUUUUAAAAUGGCGAAAACGUACGACUACCUCUUCAAACUGUUGCUUAUCGGAGACAGCGGCGUCGGUAAGACAUGUCUGCUGUUCAGAUUCAGCGAGGACUCCUUCAAUACCACCUUCAUAUCCACAAUAGGUAUCGACUUCAAGAUCAGAACCAUAGAGCUGGAUGGGAAACGAGUUAAACUCCAGAUUUGGGACACUGCGGGACAGGAGAGGUUUCGCACCAUUACCACAGCUUACUACAGAGGAGCAAUGGGUAUUAUGUUAGUCUAUGACAUCAGCAAUGAGAAGUCCUUUGACAACAUAAAAAACUGGAUUAGAAACAUCGAAGAGCAUGCCUCAUCUGAUGUGGAGAAAAUGAUCUUGGGUAACAAAUGUGACAUGACUGACAGGAGACAGGUGUCGAAAGACCGGGGUGAAAAACUGGCUAUUGAUUAUGGAGUGAAGUUCUUAGAAACUAGCGCAAAGUCUGGCUUAAAUGUAGAAGAGGCCUUUUAUACUAUUGCAAGAGACAUAUUGAACAAUCUGUGCUCAAAGACGACUGACAGCAGUGGUGGAGGAACCGGAAAACCGGUGAAGAUUACCGAUAAGAAGUCAAAGAGAAUUAAAUUCUUCAAGUGUUCACUUCUCUAAGCAGCAGGCGGACAGUCGUCACAUUUCUAUCGUGACCUUGCUUAUUUUAGAGGACUCCUUCCUCUCGGGCUUCCUCGCUGCAGCAACACUGCUCUUGCACACACGGUCUUACUGCCA
Molecule: messenger RNA, 881 nt
Organism: Xiphophorus maculatus (southern platyfish)
Lineage: Eukaryota; Metazoa; Chordata; Actinopteri; Cyprinodontiformes; Poeciliidae
Product: RAB8B, member RAS oncogene family
Exons: 8
Coding region: 141-764 (207 amino acids)
Biological process (GO): Golgi vesicle fusion to target membrane; protein localization to plasma membrane; regulation of exocytosis
Cellular component (GO): synaptic vesicle; trans-Golgi network transport vesicle; endosome
Molecular function (GO): GTP binding; GTPase activity
Source: RefSeq, a predicted model, not a curated record